UUUUUUUUUUUUCAAAAUAUUUUGAACAAAUACUUUUUUAAAAAAGUCUAUAUAUAUAUUUAUUUAAAUUUCAAUAUGUCAUCGGGAAGAAGUAAUAAGUCAUAUUAUAUUCAUUAUUAUAAUCAUAGGGAAGACCCGAAUAUUCCAUUUCCAAAUAUUGUUUACCCAAAUCCUCCACCACCACCAUUAAUUAAUAAAUAUUGUGAUUGUAGAAUUAUGAGUAUUAGAAAACAAGUAAAAUCUGGAAGAAAUAUGGGAAGAUUAUUUUAUAGUUGUAGUAAAUUUGGAACAUCCAUGCAUGAUGAUAGAUGUAAUUUCUUUUGUUGGGAGGAACCAAGAAUUAUUAAAACUCCACUUAAAUAUUCGAAAAGAAAAAGAUCUUUAAAUAAUCCUUUUUCUAAAAAAUCAAAAGAAGAUAAUUAUUCUAAUACAGAAAUUACAUCAUCCCAACAUUUAUCAACGCAAACACUUCCUCAAUUACGUAAAGAAAAUAAUACUCAUACCACACCAUUACGACCUUUACCGACGCAAACUACUCUUACUCAAAUAUUUAAUUCUAGCAAAUCUAAUCGAAAUUAUGAAAUUUCAUCUACACCUAUUUUGGUUGAUAAAAAAGUUGAUCAAGUACAACAAAGUAAUGAAAGAAUACAAGAUAUUGAUAAUGAUACUUGUAAUUAUGUUAAAUCUUUGGAAAAGAAACUUGAAGAGAUUAAAGGGGAAUUGGAUAAAACAAAAUUGGAAUAUAAUGAAUUGGAGAAUUCAAAUAAAAUUCUAAAAAGGAAAUUACGAGAUGAAGAAGAGAGAAAUGAAUCUUUGAUUAAAUCGAACAAGAGAUUGAGAAAGGAUUUAGAUGAAAACAAAAAAAAUAUUAAGAGUUAUACAAAAGGAUAAAUAAUAAUUAUAUCUUUGUGUUUUCGUUUUAUUAGUAAAAUAAGUUUGAUAUAGCAGUAUAUAUAUUUUGGUAUUAC
Messenger RNA from Rhizophagus irregularis DAOM 181602=DAOM 197198, 968 nucleotides. RefSeq lists its product as uncharacterized. NCBI's taxonomy places the organism in Eukaryota, Fungi, Glomeromycota, Glomeromycetes, Glomerales, Glomeraceae. The record is from RefSeq and is a predicted model, not a curated record. Gene Ontology annotation, molecular function: zinc ion binding.